This is a messenger RNA of Ilex paraguariensis (yerba mate), 549 nucleotides long. The record is from the annotation of a GenBank genome assembly. Lineage: Eukaryota; Viridiplantae; Streptophyta; Magnoliopsida; Aquifoliales; Aquifoliaceae.
AUGAGAGAGAAGAAGACCCAUCUUCAUUUCUUUCUCCAUGACAUAAUUAGUGGUAGCAAACCAAGUGCGGUCACGGUGGCCCAUGCCAACCUCACAGAAACUGAUCACAACCACCCAACAGGGCCAACUCCCUUUGGCACCACAAUCGUCAUCGACGAUCCUCUGACAGUCGGCCCCGAGCCGAAGUCGAAGGUCAUCGGAAAUGCUCGUGGCCUGUACGUGUCAUCCAGUCAAGACAAAGACUUAAUGAUUGUAAUGUACGUUGAUUUUGGUUUCACCGCCGGUAGGUUUAACGGAAGCUCCAUCAGUGUGCUUUCGAGGAAUCCGGUGAUGGAGCCGCGGCGGGAGGUUGCGGUGGUGGGAGGGAGAGGGAAGUUCAGGAUGGCAAGAGGGUUUGCUAAGCUUAAGACUAGUUACUUCAAUUCUAUUAAUGGCGAUGCUGUUAUUGAGUAUAAGGAUGGUUAUGGGUUAAACAUUGAGGUAAUGGAUUUGCCGAUGGGUUGGGUUAGCUCGUCCGACCAGGAUUCAUGGAUUGUACGUUGGUUUUAA